AUGGCUUCUAUUAUUAUCAAAAUGUUGACAUUCAAUGUAGUUGCAGUAUUUUUAUUCGGAGUUUCUCUAGGGAAAGUUAUUUAUGAUGUCGAUUUUGACGAUGAUGACGGAAAGUGGCUGUCUGAUGAUGAGUUUGAAGGUCUCCUAGAAAAACCCAAUGUUCCAGCACAAGUUGAGGAAGUGACAUACAAAAUCUUUCUGGUUGGGAAAAGUGGUGUAGGAAAAACAAGCACCAUUGCAAAAUUAUCAGGGAAUCAGAUUCCUACUAGUCAUAGUGAGACUGCAGGAAUACAGACUACCACCAUUUACUGGCCAGGUAAAAUACAGCAGUUCAACAAAGUGAUAAUGUUCAAGUUACAAUUAUGGGAUGCUGGUGAAGGAGCACUGAAAAAGUUUGACCAUAUUCAGCCGGCAUGUUUAGAAAAGUGUGAUUGUACUAUGUACCUAUUUUCAUUUGUUGACAAGAGUAGUUUUGAUGACAUUCCACAGAACUUUGGAAGAUUUAGUGGACCAAAAGAUACAUCUUGUAAAAUUAUCAUGGGAACAAAAUUUGAUCAGCAUGCACAUACAGAAAUAACACAAAGAGACAUCAGAGAUUUUGAACAAAAUUGGAAAAUACCAAUCUUAAAAAUCAGAAACAUUCCAGAUAAUGAUGGAAAAACAGACUUUAAUGAUGUAGCACAAAUAUUAAACAUUAUCUGUGAACAUUUAUGGUACAGAGAUGUAUUGUUAUCAAAUAAGACAGAAGAAGGAAAGAUAUCAUAUUGUUGACUAGAAGUAGGGAAUAUAUCAUAUUGUUGACUAGA
This is a messenger RNA of Mytilus trossulus (common blue mussel), 806 nucleotides long. RefSeq names its product ciliogenesis and planar polarity effector 2-like. Bases 1 to 771 code for a protein of 256 amino acids. The record is from RefSeq and is a predicted model, not a curated record. Gene Ontology annotation, molecular function: GTPase activity; GTP binding. Lineage: Eukaryota; Metazoa; Mollusca; Bivalvia; Mytilida; Mytilidae. The transcript has 6 exons.